Messenger RNA from Schistocerca serialis cubense, 981 nucleotides. RefSeq names its product sialin-like. The transcript is spliced from 6 exons. Gene Ontology annotation, biological process: transmembrane transport; monoatomic anion transport. Gene Ontology annotation, molecular function: transmembrane transporter activity. The record is from RefSeq and is a predicted model, not a curated record. Bases 1 to 981 code for a protein of 326 amino acids. Lineage: Eukaryota; Metazoa; Arthropoda; Insecta; Orthoptera; Acrididae.
AUGGUCAAAACAAAUACCAGCUCUGACAGCAGUGAUGACGGGACGAUAGAUGCUUGUCCAGCAACGGAGAGCAACGCCGGAGAUGGCAAUACAACUCAGACUACUGGUGACUUUGACUGGGAUGCGCAGACACAGGCCGAAGUGCUAGCUUCUUACUACUAUGGGUAUGUUGCCACACAGCUUCUUGGUGGUUUUCUUGGUGAAAAAUAUGGAGCUCGGUAUAUAUGUGGGCCUGGUUUAUUUAUCGCUGGGCUCCUCACCGUCGUAUCGCCAUGGACAGCAUAUGUGAACACAUACUUCUUUAUGGUUGUACGAGCUCUGGAGGGAGCUGCUUCAGGAGUUGUUGUUCCUUCAUUACAAUCAUUGGUUUCAAAGUGGUUUCCUCCAGAAGAAAGGACAAGACUGUCAGGUGUAAUCUUUUCAGCACUCAAUUUAGGCAGUGUGCUUUCCAUGGGAUUGUCUGGUAUAUUAGCUGCUGCUGGUGGAUGGCCACUGGUGUUCUACUUCUUUGGUGCUUUAGCUGUUGUAUGGUUUAUACCAUGGAUUUUCCUCAUUUAUGAUUCUCCUGAUAAACAUCCCCGUAUUUCUGAGGAGGAAAAAGAAUAUAUUCUUAGCAGUCUUGGUGAGGAACUUAAUGCAAAGAAGGUUGCACCACCAGUGCCCUGGUUACAAUUGUUAACAUCAGUUCCUGUUUGGACAGCAAUUAUAUUUCAUACUGGAACAGCAUGGACAAUGUUCACAUUACUUAGCGAAAUGCCAACAUAUCUGAAAACAGUUCUGCAUUUCGACAUUGCACAGAGUGGUCUACUUUCUGCAUUACCAUAUGUGUUUUGCUGGGUGUUUGGCAGUGUAUUUGGUUGGUUAUCUCAGUGGAUCCGAGGGAAGGGAUACCUCUCUCACUUGGCAGCAUACAGAUUUUUCAAUGCAAUUGGUAAUUACCUUAUUCACAUGAAUGCUCUGACAUUGCAUUUAAUACAGUAA